Aspergillus japonicus CBS 114.51 is the source of this 557-nucleotide messenger RNA. RefSeq lists its product as uncharacterized. Lineage: Eukaryota; Fungi; Ascomycota; Eurotiomycetes; Eurotiales; Aspergillaceae. The transcript has a single exon. Bases 145 to 444 code for a protein of 99 amino acids. The record is from RefSeq and is a predicted model, not a curated record.
GUUUGAAGAUACAUGGAUUCUACGGAGUACCAUCUCUCGAACGACAGUAUCGUUUCUCGGACCACCGGACGGGCGAGGGGGGCUUCGAGCCCUUCGAGCCCUUCGAGCCCUUCGACGAGCGUUCGACGAGAUUACUGAGUUAGGAUGGAUCGACGGAGAUCCUCCCCGAGUCUCUCCUUAGCAUCAACCUUCGACCCAUGGUUCCGAGCCCUGCUGGCAGUUGGUGUCGGGAGGCGAAGAACGGGUUGCUGGGGGAUUCCAUCCAAUUUGGAGAAGGCGAGACAGACAGAAAAUGGCCCGGAGACUUUUCGGUCUGUUUUCGUUCCCUUCACCUUCACCGGGAGUUGCUGUUCGAAGUCUCCAGCCAUCUUCCGUCUCGGCAAGACCCAACGAGAACUUGAGGGGUUUUCUGUGGUUGAGUGCCUUUUUAGGUUUCUACUUUAGCAAUCCGGCCGGUUUGAUACGAUGCCGUACGUGGUUUACUCCGUCGUAUCCUUCUGCAAAGCGUCGUGGAGAUCAUUCCCCGUGGACCGGGAGUUGAUUCUCGUCCAAUUCAA